Messenger RNA from Exaiptasia diaphana, 1627 nucleotides. RefSeq names its product vacuolar protein sorting-associated protein 72 homolog. Gene Ontology annotation, molecular function: ATP-dependent H2AZ histone chaperone activity. The transcript has a single exon. The record is from RefSeq and is a predicted model, not a curated record. Gene Ontology annotation, biological process: regulation of DNA-templated transcription; chromatin remodeling. The coding region runs from base 1 to 984 and encodes 327 amino acids. Gene Ontology annotation, cellular component: nucleus. Lineage: Eukaryota; Metazoa; Cnidaria; Anthozoa; Actiniaria; Aiptasiidae.
AUGGCGGACGAAGAGAGUCUUGCAAAGAGUCGCCCUCAACGYCGAAAUGCCGGCAACCGCAUGUCAAAACUUAUCGACGACGAACAAGGAGUUGAUGAMUUUUACAAGACAGCUUUUGGAGGCUUUGAAGAGGAGUCAGGAGAUGAUGAGUUUGARAAAGAUGACGAGGAAGAUGUAGAUAUCGUUGACUCGGAUUUCAGCAACUCCGAGACUGACGAGGUCAUUGAACAAGAAGAAGAUGAACCAAAACGUAAAAAGAAAAAGGUUUUUGUAAAACCUUAUCGCGAGCCAAAAGCCGCGCCACCUAAUACCAAACAAAAGUCGAYCCCCAAGCCAAGAGAGAGGACUCCCAGAGAAGGGUUGAGAAAAUCGACAMGAACUUUGACUGUCUCCAAAGCUGAAGAGUUGAAACAAAGACAACAUCAGGAAAAAGAGAAACGGAGUAAGCAGAGUCAACCCAAGUCGAAAGCUCCACCUGGAAUGCGACGACUCACACAAGAGGAGUUGCUUGCAGAAGCAAAGAUAACUGAAGAACAAAACUUGGCUUCCUUAGCCGCUUAUCAAAGACUUGAAGCUGACAGAAAGAAAACUAAAAUCCAAAAAGUUACUUACAAAGGCCCUAUCAUACGCUACUGUUCAUUAUCAAUGCCAGUUGUGCAAGAACCUAUUGUAAAAGUCGAUGAAAGUGAAAAAGAUGAAGAGGAUUCAAAGCCUGCUGAUUCAUCAAAGCGUUGCAGUAGAAAUUUCUUAAUUUUCACUGAUGCCAAAAACUUCCCUGAGUCUUUCUUCCCAGUAAAGAAGGUGAAGCAACCCCAGCGGAGAUAUUGCCCUGUGACUGGACUACCAGCAAGAUAUCGUGAUCCGCUUACUGGUCUGCCAUAUGCCAAUGCACAAGCMUUYCGUUACAUCAGGGAAAGAUAUGUAAUGCAAAUAGAAGARAUGAAAGAGAAGGGAGUGGAAAAUGAAACCAGGAAAAGAAGAUGAGAGCAACAUGUGGUAAUCAGAUUAAUUCCAAUAGGUAGUCUACUUAAGUUCUCCUCUUUAUCAACAAAGUACCUAAGCCUAGAAAAAACUACAAUGGAAAAUGUUCAUUCCUUGUUGAAAUUAUCCAAAAUGUGMAUAUUGUCCAUUAUAUUGUACAUGCAAUUUAAGAAGGCUAAAAGACCAAGCAGACAUACUUUAUAUAGAGGUUGUCUAGUAAAUUCUUUUCAUUUGAGUUGACUGUUACCAGUAAUACCUUCAUUCACCUAUCAUAUUUGUGUCUGGUGACUUGUAAAAGCUGAAGCAACCACUCUAUCACUUUGUAAUGUCUUCGUAGUCUACUGUUUACUUUACAAAUGGUUUUUUGGAAGAGGGAGGGGGUAGAAGGGGGAGUGCUGGAAGGGGUAGGACCUUCAUAAAACAUAGGAGAAUAAUAGAAAGAAAGGAAAAAAGUGCAUGGGAUAUAGCUUCCACUUCCCUCCAUCCACUCUCUAUGCUCUCUCAUUUKACUUUGAAUACAAUAUGCUUAUUAAGUUUAAUUGUUCUAUUUAUUACUUUUUUGAUACAUGUACAUAUAUAUUUUGUCUUAUACUCAUUUACAUAGUGAAAAUGGUUUAAUAAAAUAUUAUUAAUUKGAAAAUUUAUA